GGCUGGACUAGGGCCUGAUACAUUGCUAUUUGACAUAUGCUGUGGGACAUGAAUAAUUGGUCUCACGUUGGCUCAUCAUGUUGGUAUGGUUGUAGGCAUUGAAAUGAAUGCUUCUGCAGUAGAAGAUGCUUAAAGGAAUGCUGUGAUUAAUGGAAUAAAAAAUUGUAGAUUUGCGUGUGCAAAGGCAGAAGAUGUGAUGGGAUCUGUAUUGAAGGAUUACCUCCAUAUGUCUGAAAAACAAGAUCAGCUUUCAAUCGCGUGCAGAAGUGGUGAUUAAAAAACAAUUACCCCUGAAGAGAAAGAUCCAUCCAUGGAUACCGCACAUAAUGCUGAAGAGAGCUCCUGUUGUGUGCCUGAAAAUCACAAGAAUCUUUCUGGCAGGUCACAAAAUGGUGGACAAGAACCUCAGAAUCAACUUCAGAAGAGUACCUGUUCAAAAGACAAAAAUUCUUUGACGCAGCAAUUUAAAAAUGUUGUUGCAAUUGUUGAUCCCCCACAUAUGGGGUUUCAUCCUAUUUUAAGUAACAAGCUGUUCAUAUUAUGCAGGCACUUCUCCGUGCUGGGCCUGGUUGAUUAUUCAAGUAAUCAAAGCUUUGAGAACUCAUCCAAGUUUACAGAGGCUUGUGUACAUUUCCUGCAAUCCUGAAAGCCUAGUGGCAAAUGCCAUUGAGCUCUGUACACCUUCUCCUACAAAACUAGAGAAAGGGAAGAAAGACAACAGGGGUUGGAGGUUUAUGAGCACUGCUGGUUUGGCGCGGCACAGGGUAAAGUUGAUGCCUGUAUCAGAGCCCUUCCGGCCUGUAAAGGCCAUGGCUGUUGAUCUUUUCCCACAUACUCCUCACUGUGAAACAGUGAUGCUGUUGGAGAGGUCGACUGGCCAAAACACUCUGGAGAUGUUAUAUAUCGACUGAGCCAACCAUGAAUAGAAUGCAACAGAUAAAUUAACAGACUGAAAUUUCGAUAGUGGUAGCUUCAUAUUGUUUCCUUCUCAUUAACAUUUACAAAUGAUUAUUUAUCGCCUGUUUCUUCCUUCCCCUACCCUAUUAGUCUACCCCUGCAUAUUGAUACC
Messenger RNA from Rubroshorea leprosula, 1069 nucleotides. Lineage: Eukaryota; Viridiplantae; Streptophyta; Magnoliopsida; Malvales; Dipterocarpaceae. The record is from the annotation of a GenBank genome assembly.